GGACCUGCGGCAGCGGGCCUCGGUUGGGAAGGGGCUUGUAAAGGGAGAUUGCAGUCUGCGGCUUCGGGGUGAUGAUGACAUUCGGGGGCGCUUUGCGAUAAAGUACAGAAAGACAAGGCUGGACAGACUUCAGGGCCCAGUCAGGGCAGCCGAAUGGGGAAACUCUUGGGUUUUGAGUGGACAGAUGUGUCUAGCUGGGGGAGGCUGGUGGCCCUGCUGAAUAGACCAACGGAUCCUGCAAGCCUGGCUGUCUUCCGUUUUCUCUUUGGGCUGAUGAUGCUGCUGGACAUUCCCCAGGAGCGGGGGCUCAGCUCUCUGGACCGAAGAUACCUGGAUGGGCUGGACGUGUGCCGCUUCCCCCUGCUGGAUGCCCUGCAGCCACUGCCACUUGACUGGAUGUAUCUUGUCUAUACCAUCAUGUUUCUGGGGGCACUGGGCAUGAUGCUGGGGCUGUGCUACCGGAUAAGCUGUGUGUUAUUCCUGCUGCCAUAUUGGUAUGUGUUUCUCCUGGACAAGACGUCGUGGAACAACCACUCCUAUCUGUAUGGUUUGUUGGCCUUUCAGCUGACAUUCAUGGAUGCAAACCACUACUGGUCUGUGGACGGCGUGCUGAAUGCCCGUAAGCGGAAUGCCCAUGUGCCCCUUUGGAACUACACUGUGCUGCGUGGCCAGAUCUUCAUUGUGUACUUCAUUGCGGGGGUGAAAAAACUGGAUGCAGACUGGGUUGAAGGGUAUUCAAUGGAAAAUCUGUCCCGGCACUGGCUCUUUAGUCCCUUCAAACUAGUAUUGUCCGAAGAGAUGACUAGUCUAGUCGUGGUGCACUGGUGUGGGCUGCUGCUGGACCUCUCAGCUGGUUUCCUGCUCUUCUUUGAUGCCUCAAGAUCCAUUGGCCUCUUCUUCGUAUCCUACUUCCACUGCAUGAACUCCCAGCUUUUCAGCAUUGGUAUGUUCCCCUACGUCAUGCUGGCCAGCAGCCCUCUCUUCUGCCACCCCGAGUGGCCUCGGAAGCUGGUAUCUCGCUGCCCCAGAAGGUUGCAAGAACUGCUUCCCCUCAAGGCCACUCCUCAGCCCAGCGCUUCCUGCAUGUAUAAAAGGAGCCGGGCCAAAGGUGGCCAGAAGCCAGGGCUGCGCCAUCAGCUAGGCGCUGCCUUCACCCUGCUCUACCUUCUGGAGCAGCUCUUUCUGCCCUAUUCCCAUUUCCUCACCCAGGGCUAUAACAAUUGGACAAAUGGGCUGUACGGCUAUUCCUGGGACAUGAUGGUACACUCCCGCUCCCACCAGCACGUGAAGAUCACCUACCGUGAUGGCCGCACUGGCGAGCUGGGCUACCUUAACCCUGGGGUAUUCACACAGAGCCGGCGAUGGAAGGAUCACGCAGACAUGCUGAAGCAAUAUGCCACUUGCCUGAGCCACCUGCUUCCCAAGUACAAUGUCACUGAGCCCCAGAUCUACUUUGAUAUUUGGGUCUCCAUCAAUGACCGCUUCCAGCAGAGGAUUUUUGACCCUCGUGUGGACAUUGUGCAGGCUGCCUGGUCCCCCUUCCAGCGUACACCUUGGCUACAGCCACUGUUGAUGGAUCUGUCUCCCUGGAGGACCAAGUUACAGGAAAUCAAGAGCAGCCUGGACAACCACACCGAGGUGGUCUUCAUUGCAGAUUUCCCUGGGCUGCACCUGGAGAAUUUUGUGAGUGAAGACCUGGGCAACACUAGCAUCCAGCUGCUGCAGGGGGAGGUGACUGUGGAGCUGGUGGCAGAAAAGAAGAACCAGACUCUUCAGGAGGGAGAAAAAAUGCAGUUGCCUGCUGGUGAGUACCAUAAGGUGUACACAAUAUCGCCCAGUCCUUCCUGCUACAUGUACAUCUACGUCAACACUACCGAGCUUGCACUGGAGCAAGACCUGGCAUAUCUGCAAGAAUUAAAGGAGAAAGUGGAGAAUGGAAGUGAAACAGGGCCUCUACCUCCAGAGCUGCAACCUCUGCUGGAAGGGGAAGUAAAAGGGGGCCCUGAGCCAACACCUCUGGUUCAGACCUUUCUUAGACGGCAGCAAAGGCUCCAGGAGAUUGAACGCCGGCGAAAUACCCCUUUCCAUGAGCGACUCUUCCGCUUCUUGCUGCGAAAGCUCUAUAUCUUUCGCCGCAGCUUCCUGAUGACUUGUAUCUCACUUCGAAAUCUGGUAUUAGGCCGCCCUUCCCUGGAGCAGCUGGCCCAAGAGGUGACUUACGCAAACUUGCGACCCUUUGAGCCAGUUGGAGAGUCGACUCCUUCAAACACAGAUUCUUCAAAUCCUCCUGAGCCAAAUUCUGACCCUGUCCACUCAGAGCUCUGAGGGGGGCCAGACAUUGGGUACAGAUAUGGGAGCAGCCAGUCACAAGACCAUUACCUACACAGUGGAAAUUUAUUUGAAAAUGUUAUUUCAGAUAUUUUUUACAUUUUUCUUCCUUGUCCACAGCUAUUUUAAAUUCAGAAAUGAUAGCUUAGAGGAGCCAAGGAAGUAAAGCAAAGAUGAUAAUUUAUCAAAGGUUGAGGGGCUAAGAAGGGGUUAAGAAGAAUGUGAAAAUGUCCUUCUAGGAUAAAAGGGUUAAGAGUCAGGUUUCAAGUGACUGGCUUCUUGGGGAAAGAGAUUCAAUGUACCAUGAAGAAAAUAACAGCUGACUGUUCUCAAGUGCUUGCUGUGAGCUAGGCACUGUGUGAAGCACUGUGCCUACAUUAGUACAUGUAGUCCUUAAUAGUCAUUGGCCCCAUUUUACAGUUGGAGAAACUGAGGCUGAGAGGUAAUAUAAUUUGUUCAAAGACAUACACCUAGUAAGGGAUGGAUUGAUGGUUUGAACCUCAAGUCCAUUUGACUUAAGGUCUUGUACCCUGCCUCAUGUAAUUGUCAGAAUCACUUAGAAUAAUUUUGAAGUAAUGUAGUUCAAACUUGUCUUCUUAAUUAUAAGUACGAUUAGGAUGGUGAUCAGGUUUUAAAUGCACACAGAGUAAUUGUCUCACUACAGUUCUGGUUCCUUCUUUGUUCCUAUUAUCUAUAUAGCCAGUAAGUUUUUCACUUGCAGUUAUGAGAGUAGUUAGAAUAGCACAAAGUUAAAUAAGGAAAUUUAGAUGAUUGGUAAUAGGAUUUCGUUAAAAAAUAAGCUUAGUAUAUUUAGCAUUAUCAUAGCCUUUAGUGAGCAGAAGGUGAUGUAAAGUAAGAGUUGACCAAACUUGGUAAGGGUUUAGGGAAUGUUUAUAGUCACUUUGUAGGUUUGGAUAUACAGGAGUGAUUCAGGAAACUUCUUAAUUCCAUUAAAAUUCAAAGGCCUGGCACUGAGCUAGGAAGUGAAAAGGCAUAGAGUAAUAAAA
Ceratotherium simum simum (southern white rhinoceros) is the source of this 3335-nucleotide messenger RNA. RefSeq names its product gamma-glutamyl carboxylase (gene GGCX). Lineage: Eukaryota; Metazoa; Chordata; Mammalia; Perissodactyla; Rhinocerotidae. Gene Ontology annotation, molecular function: vitamin binding; gamma-glutamyl carboxylase activity. The record is from RefSeq and is a predicted model, not a curated record. Gene Ontology annotation, biological process: peptidyl-glutamic acid carboxylation.